This is a messenger RNA of Peromyscus maniculatus bairdii (prairie deer mouse), 1389 nucleotides long. NCBI's taxonomy places the organism in Eukaryota, Metazoa, Chordata, Mammalia, Rodentia, Cricetidae. The record is from RefSeq and is a predicted model, not a curated record.
CCCCGUCCGGGAUCUGGGAACACAGGAAGCGCUCCACUGGGCAUUGUAACAGGACCCCUCGGCGUCAAAGACUCCGGGUUGCCAAGGUCCACGCCUCUAUGCGCCCGAAACCUCCCACGGUCCUCCAGGACCAUAGAGAGCAGCGCGAAGACGGCGCCUCCCCGCUCUACUCUCCUAGGGAGCAGCGAGACGAGCGGCGGGCCAGAGAGGCCGGAAGUGAGUCCAGCCAGGGGUCGCGCUGGCCGCGUUGGCGGUGCGUCGCCUCUACUCCCUUUGUGGCAUCUUCCUGUAGGGCUCGGGGAAGACCAGGCCCCCGAUGGACCCCGCGAAGGACGAGGGAGGUCGGCCGCAGCCCCCAGGGCCGCCCACCAGGAAGAAGUUUGUGAUCCCACUGGAGGAAGACGAGACCCCUCCCGCAGGGGCCAAGCCCUUGUUCAGAUCUUCACGGAACCCCACCACGGCAACCCCAGCCCAGGCGGCCCCUCAGUCAUAUGCUGAGUACGCCAUUGCCCAGCCUCCAGGAGGCGCUGGGGCCACAGGGUCCACAGGUUCUGAACCUGUGAAGGGAGAGAACCCCAGCCAGACCCUGAAAACAGGAGCGAAAUCCAGUAGCAUCCUCGUGAGCCCCCGGCAGGGAAGAAGCCGAGUGUCCAUCCUCCCAGAAGACUCCAGCCAGGCUGCCCUUCCCUGCUAUGACCCUUCCCUGAAGUCCGUCUUCUGGGUUGACUCCCUGGCCCCAUUGUCCCCCUUGCUGUGCCAAUGGGUCCCAACCUCUGCAUGCCGAGGAGGUGCAAAGGAUUCUGGGGCCUCGGGGACAUGGAGACCCUCAACCUGUCCCCUUCCCUGUCUCCACAGCCUCCGCUACCACAACCUCCAUCCAGACUACAUCCACGAACGGCUGCAGGGCCUGGGGAAGACCUUUGCCCUGCGCGUGCUGCUGGUCCAAGUGGAUGUGAAAGACCCUCAGCAGGCCCUGAAGGAGCUGGCCAAGAUGUGCAUCUUAGCAGACUGUACCCUGGUCCUGGCCUGGAGCGCGGAGGAAGCAGGGCGGUACCUGGAGACCUACAAGGCUUAUGAGCAGAAGCCCGCCGACCUCCUCAUGGAGAAGCUGGAGCAGAACUUCCUGUCCCGGGCCACCGAGUGUCUGACCACCGUGAAGUCAGUCAACAAGACCGACAGCCAGACCCUCCUGGCUACGUUCGGAUCCCUCGAACAGCUCUUCACUGCGUCACGGGAGGAUCUAGCCUUGUGCCCGGGUCUGGGCCCCCAGAAGGCCCGCAGGCUCUUCGACGUCCUACACGAGCCCUUCCUCAAAGUGCCCCGAUGACCACUGCCACCCAGGCUCCAGAGUCACAAUAAAGCGUUUUCCAGGCUCAGGCUCCUGCUGGA